Molecule: messenger RNA, 1336 nt
Organism: Cebus imitator (Panamanian white-faced capuchin)
Lineage: Eukaryota; Metazoa; Chordata; Mammalia; Primates; Cebidae
Exons: 2
Coding region: 239-727 (162 amino acids)
Source: RefSeq, a predicted model, not a curated record
GGGCCGGCUGGGGCCGCGGUCCUGAGGCUGGCGCGGCUGCCCUUCCAUCCGCUGGCCCCGCCACCCCUCGCAGGGUCAAGGGGCACUGCUGGGACCUUCCCCAGGUUGAGCCUCCAAGGUGGCAGGGGGUCCCCGCCGCUUCGUCGUCGGUGUGCGAGGCCGGGGCUGCGUGAGCCCUCGGGCAGGGGGCGGCAGAAAGAUAGGGCUGUGCGGCCUUGUGGCAGAGGGGACGACAGACAUGCGUCCGAGUGACGGGGCGCGGGCUGCAGACUGGCUUCAGCGCUCGCUGGCAGAUGAAUGUGCCCAGGCUAAGCACAGGGGACGCGCGUGGCCCCGUGCUAUGGGCAGCUGUGAGGGUGCCACUGGGCGCCUCGGUCCCCGCCUGGACUUUGGGAGUGUGGGGGUGAAGGACAUUCCCCGGACAGAGUCGCUUCCCAUCACGGCUUCCCAGCCAUACUGCACCUCCCGGAGCCCUGGCGCCAGCCAGCCCGGUUUAGCGGCCGGGCCGGGCUCCCCCGCGGUCCCAGGUCUGGCUGGGGUGUGGGCCGCGGCCUCCGUGACCCCAGCCCGCAGCGGCCCGUCCCGUCCCGUCCACUUAAACAAAUUGCCGCUGACAGGCGCGCAGUCUCUCUGGAGCCGCCGCCCGCCUGUCGCCUCCCUCCUGUCCCAAUUAUCCCGCGCAGGGUCGGGCCAACUGGCUGGAAUGGGGCGGGGGACGCGGGGAUAGCGGGCGGCCAGACUCCCUUCUUGUUGCGGGGUGGUCCAGGGUAGCGCCUCCGCAGCCACGGCCUGUGUGGCCCCGUCCCUCGUCAUCCUGGCGGAUGCGAGGGCAAGGCCCAGCCUGGCCUCUACGGGCCGGGGGCGGUGUCGCUCUGCACCUGAGAGCGAGAUCACGCGGCCAAGAACUAAGGCCGCAUCCCCGCUGGACUUUGGAUGACUUUCCCAGAGUUCUGGGGAGCCCCGUAACCCUGGGAGCUGCAGACGGCUCACUGGCUCGGGGCCGCGGUUCCGCUGGUGGCGGCUGUAUGCUUGGGACAUCUGGGCCGCAGAAGUGAGGUGCCCAGGCUUAGCCCACCCCAUGUAGGAUCAUCUUUCAGCCUACGGAGCCUAGUGGGAUUCAGCAACCCUCCACCUGUGCCUCCAACGUGCCCAGCUGAUCUGGCAGAGGGAACUGACGAUGAGGGCCCCUCGGGCAGCUGGGAUGGGAUGGGUGUGUGUGAAGGGGGCAGGGUCCCCAGGAGCGGUCCCAGCUCUGGCUGGACAGUUGCAUGGGAAGGCCUGCUUGUUUGUGACCUCAACUUUUCUAUGGCUGUUCCAUUAAACUUAACCCAAACCA